AGUGGCAGAGGGAUCGAUCGGCGCCGUCGUCGUAGCAGCAGCAGCGGCAGCAGCAGCAGCAGCAGCAGCAGCAGCAGCAGCAGCGGCAGCAGCAGCGGCGGGAGCAGCAGCAGCAGUAGCCGCUUUAGUCGUCGGCGGCUCCUGCGGCCCGCGCGAGCCCCCAGCAAGUCCGAGCACAGACGCGUGGCACAGAGUCCGUGCGGCGAGGGGGCGCGGUUCGACGGAGGAGAGCUCGCGAGAGAGGCGGCAGUGCGAGAGGUGGCGAUGAUCGCCGAGGCUAGCAGGUGAUGAGGAGUCCUUGCCGUUCCUCGCCAGCAUGCUGAUCCGCUGGAAGAGCAAGGACAAGGCCUCGAGCAAGAGCGGCGACAGCGGCGGCAUCGGCGUCGGCGGCGGCCCCGGCCAGGGCAAGAAGAAGCGCAAGUUCGGCAAGGACGAAGAAGAGUGGAACGCAGAUGCCAAGAAUCGCUAUACUAAUGAAAGCGGUGGCACAGGAAAGGCGGAGGGUGAAGGGCCUAACGAUCACGCUGGCAGGCGCAUCAUCGGCGGCGCGGGUGUGGGCGUCGGCGGCGGUGUCGUCGGGCUGGGUCCGCAGGGCCAGCGGAGCGGCGGAGUCGGCGCCGCGGGCCGCUCGCGCGACGAGCCGCGCCGGCACACGCUCAGCGGCGAUCACCAGCCCUCGGCCGCGGCCUUGCUGCACCACCAACAGUUCACCAACGCCGUGGCGGUCGCGCACAACGCGGCCCAAGGGGGCCCGCCGCAGCCUGGCCAGCCCAUUCACCCGCUGCAUCCCAGGCACCUGCCGCCGCCGCACUCGCAGUACGGCAUAUCGUCCAGGCACACCACCAUGGAUCUCGAGAUGGGGACAAAGUCUCGCCAGAGAAAGUCGCCUCUGCCAAGGGGUUACCCGCCAAACAUGGCACACGGCAAUCUGUUCGACGACGACCCGGGGAUCAUGUCCGAAGUGGAAACGUCGAGCACAGGCUUCCGCCGUGGCGGUAAACAACGGAGCAGCUUGCCUGUCGUCCGCACUCCCAGUAAGACUCUCGAGCGUCCGUUAGGAUUGGUGUUCCUACAGUACAGAAACGAAACGAAGAGAGCUUUGCUACCCAAUGAGAUAACGAGUAUCGACACGGUGAAAGCCCUCUUUGUCCGAAGUUUCCCCAAGCAACUGACCAUGGAAUAUCUGGACAGUCCUCACGUGAAGAUCUACAUUCACGACAGCAACAAAGACAUGUUUUACGAGCUGGAGGACCUGAGGUCUCAUUUGCGCGACAUCCGGGAUCGCAGCGUGUUGCGGCUGUUCGAGAGCGACGGCGUUGCCGGGAUGCCGGGAAGCCUCGGGGUCCCGGGCGGUCCCAUGCUGCCGUCGCACUGGGAGGACCAGAGCUACUUCAGCGAGCCCGAGUUCGACAGCGAGUUCCAGCACCAGCACAUCCACAAGAGCAAGGACGAAAUAAAAAAAAGGAAAAGGCGAGUCAAUGGCCACAGUUUAGGUAGGUAA
Messenger RNA from Phymastichus coffea, 1501 nucleotides. RefSeq names its product coiled-coil domain-containing protein CG32809-like. Gene Ontology annotation, cellular component: cytoplasm. NCBI's taxonomy places the organism in Eukaryota, Metazoa, Arthropoda, Insecta, Hymenoptera, Eulophidae. The transcript has 8 exons. The coding region runs from base 317 to 1501 and encodes 394 amino acids. The record is from RefSeq and is a predicted model, not a curated record.